Molecule: messenger RNA, 365 nt
Organism: Rubroshorea leprosula
Lineage: Eukaryota; Viridiplantae; Streptophyta; Magnoliopsida; Malvales; Dipterocarpaceae
Source: the annotation of a GenBank genome assembly
AUUACUAGAGAUCAUAAAGGCAGUCAUCUGCAAGGGCAUGUGCCAAGUUGCAACAGUAGAAAGACAAUCUUGAUGUUGAAUAAUUCAACUGUACUGCGAGCUUCUGCUUCAUUUCCCUCUCUGUAAAUGUGGUACUGUAGAGCGGAUACACAAGCCGAAGGAGAGUUGAAGUCUCCAUUAACGACUACUGAAGCCAUGCCAUGGUAUCCAAAUUAUCCUAGAGGAGAGUUGGAGUCUCCUAUAGCCGCCAUCAAGAGCCGAAGACUUGAAAUACCCGGUUGACCUCAUUGUUUGUCUGUGAUUUAGUUGGGUGCUUUUGUCCAAUGCUUAUGAAAGCCUUGAUUCGAUACUUGAAUUUCUUUGCC